Dermatophagoides farinae (American house dust mite) is the source of this 1965-nucleotide messenger RNA. RefSeq lists its product as uncharacterized. The record is from RefSeq and is a predicted model, not a curated record. Gene Ontology annotation, cellular component: chromatin; PRC1 complex. Gene Ontology annotation, biological process: negative regulation of transcription by RNA polymerase II. Gene Ontology annotation, molecular function: chromatin binding. NCBI's taxonomy places the organism in Eukaryota, Metazoa, Arthropoda, Arachnida, Sarcoptiformes, Pyroglyphidae.
UAACUCGAACUACCCCAACCAACCACAAAUGAACUGAAUAAAACGAAAAAAAAUACGACCGUUUUACGGUAUACCGCCACCAAUUACCACCUCCAUGCACAAUUUCCAUUGAAAACGUACUAAUAUCAGCAAAUGAACAACAGCGUCAGCAUUAUCCAGACCAAAGAAUAAUAGUUGUACCACGAAGCUGAUUUUUCUGAUAUUUUUAUGUGUAUUGUCGCCGUUAUCGACUAUUUUCAUCUUUAAUUUGAUUCUAAUUUUGUAUUUUUAUGUUUAUUUAUUGUUGUCACUGAAAUAUAACCAUUUUGUGACAAAAAUCAAUUCGUUGAAUCGGUCAUUAUUAUUAUUUAACGAUUAUUUGAAAGUUUUUUCAGUUGCAUCUGAUAACAAUAAUAAUAAUAAAUUUCAAUCAUCAAUACAAUUACCAUUGUAGUGGCAAAAGAUUUCUAACGAGCUUGAAUCACAUCAUCACCAUUCUUUAUAUCUUCAUUUUUUUUUUUAAAUUUUUUGUUAACCCGUGUGUCACUAUUAAAACCGGUCCAAAAUUAAUCCCCAAGCGAUCGCAGAAAUUGAAGCACUCAUGGAACUAUCAGCGGUGGGAGAACGGGUCUUCGCCGCGGAGUGUAUCUUGAAAAAACGAACAAGAAAGAAUAGGGUUGAAUAUCUUGUCAAAUGGCGAGGAUGGUCACAAAAAUACAAUACAUGGGAACCAACAGAAAAUAUAUUAGAUCAUCGAUUAAUCGAUUCAUUCAAUAAAGCACAGAAAAGACGGGCAAACAAAGCCAAUCGUCGUGGUAAAUCAUCAAGCACCACAUCGACAGCAAAUGAAACGAAUCCUUCAUCGGCUAGCGCUGAGACCAACCAUAAAAAUAGCCAGGAUGGAUCCUCUCGCAAAAGCUCGACAGCAAAAGAGACGACAUAUAAUAAGAGAAAAUCAUUAUCGGAUAAGUCUUCCACACAAGCAAAAGUAUCCAAAUUGAAAAGUGAUCGAACAAUCGACAAUAGUGAUCAAGUAGAUUCUACAGAUGCCGAUUAUGAUGAUUCAAAUUCUGGUGAAACGUCAUUUGAUAAACAGGAUAAUAACAAUAAAAAUGAAAUCAGCAAACAGCAACCAACAAAAAUUAUCAAAGAAAAUGAUGAUGAACCUCCAGAGUGUCCAAACCAAACCAAUAACGUUAAAGAACAACAAGUGCCCAAAUCAAAUUUUUCGAUUGGACCGCCACCGGAAUUUUGGCGCAGGCAAAAUAAGAUCGUUGAUCAUAUUAUGGUAACCGAUGUAACAGAAAAUGAUUGUACUAUAACCGUUCGUGAAUGCAGAACUCCCCAAGGAUUUUUUAAGGAAAGAACAGAAAUGAAAAGCAUCGCUGUAUCAACAACAGAUUCGAUAACCAGUCUAAAAUCGGCAAAUAUUCAUUGAAAAAGACAAAAAUUCAGCUUGGAUUUAUCAUUGGCUUUCAUCUGGUUUAUUGUAACUUUACCAACUAAAUAAUGAGAAGGGAGUAUUCAAUUUUUUCUCAUUAUUUAAUUUAAUUCACAUUCACAAUUGUUCAUAAUUCGAUUUAUAUUCAUUUAAAUAUCACAGAGAUUUAGUCAAAAAAAAAUCUCUAUUUUUGUAAAAUAUUCACUAAAAAAAUGGAAUCGCCAAAAUACUAUAAUGAUAAUUACUAUUUUCCUGUUCUAGAAUUCUGGAUAGAUCUAUAUCUAAAACCGAUUAGUUAUUCUGGGUUAUUUCAUUUUACAUAAAUACACAGGCGAAAAAAACAUUAUCGGUAUUUAAUUAUUGAAUUUUAAUUUUGCACACACACACACACACACAUGCAUACAUAUUCUAAAAUUUGUUAUUUCCUGUCAAUCAAUUAUUCAAUUUUGCAUUCAUUGACUUUGUUGAUAAUACAUGCAAGCCUGAUCACAUACUCAAGCGAGAAAAAAAAUCUAUUUAAUUACGAGCAUUGAUUAUGAUAAUUG